Messenger RNA from Funneliformis mosseae, 948 nucleotides. NCBI's taxonomy places the organism in Eukaryota, Fungi, Glomeromycota, Glomeromycetes, Glomerales, Glomeraceae. The record is from the annotation of a GenBank genome assembly.
AUGGACGAAGAACCAGGAAUAAGGACAAAUACUACAAUUUGUCUUGGAAAAAUAAGUAAAUAUUUGAAUGAUAGUACAAAGAAGAAAGUGCUUGUGCCUGCCUUUACGAGAACAUUGCGAGACCCGUUCCCGCAUGCUAGAGUCGCGAGUUUGAUGGCUUUGGCUGCAACGUCAGAAUAUUAUGAUGCAACUGAUUGUGCAACCAAGUUAUUACCUUGCGUGUCAUUAGUAUUGGUAGACAAAGAAAGGCCUGUUCGAACACAAGCUUUCAAAACUGCCGAGACAUUUAUAAAGCGAUUAGAGAAAUUGACCGAGUCAAUGCCCGAUACAGCUAUACCUGACCCAAAUUCCACCGAAAAUUCGUCGUCGUUAGCUGUCGCGGGUAGUGUUGCUGGAGCCGCAGCUAGUGUUGCGGAAAGUUGGGCAGGAUGGGCAGUCACAUCUAUAACAAAAAAGAUUGCUGGAUCAGGAAUGGAAGGUGAAAUUACUGCACCUACAAGUGUGACAGUUGAUGCGCCAUCUACACCUACAAAAGAUAAAAUGGGAAGUGAACACUUGUCUCCAAGUUUAAGCACAAAAAAUGCUUUUCUCGUGGACCAAGCUGAUCCCGAUACUUCAAAUGGAUGGGAGAAUGAAGAUCAUUUGGUUACCGUUGAUAAUUUAACCAAGAAUGAUUGGGCGCAUCUUACAGAUGGAUGGGAUUUGGAUGAUUCAGAUUGGGGUAAUGGUGAUGGAUGGGAUAAUAAUUGGAAUAGCUCACGGCCAUUAUCGACUGCUUCAAGCAAAUCAACAAGUUCUAUACAUAAAUCUCCAACCACUUCUAAUGUAUUAUCGAAAGAGGAAAAGGCUGUCGAACUUAAUAAAAAGAGAGAGGAGAGAAAACAAAGAAUGGCAGAAUUAAGAGAACAAAAGAAAAAGAGUAAUGGACUCGGUGCUAAAAAAAUAUAA